AUGGGUGUCACUGGCCUGUGGUCUGUCGUCCAGCCUUGUGCCCGACCUAUCAAGAUCGAAACGCUGAACAAGAAACGACUCGCCGUUGAUGCCUCCAUCUGGAUCUACCAAUUCUUGAAGGCUGUUCGUGACAAAGACGGCAACGCCCUGCGAAACAGUCAUGUCGUUGGCUUCUUCCGCCGUAUCUGCAAGCUCCUCUACUUCGGUAUCAAGCCAGUCUUCGUCUUCGAUGGUGGUGCUCCCGCACUCAAGCGCGCCACUAUCAACGCUCGCAAGCAGAGAAGAGAAGGAAGAAGAGAGGAUGCCACCCGUACCGCUGGUAAGCUGCUUGCUCUGCAGAUGCAACGCAUUGCUGAGGAAGAGGAGAACAACCGCAAGCGAGCCACACAUGCCGCUCCACAAGAAGAGGAAGAGCCGCUGCCCGAAAAUCUCGUCUAUGCCGAUGAGGUUCUCAUGAACCCGCAAGAACGCCAGCAGAACAAGACUUUCAGGAAGAAAGACCAAUACCAUCUCCCUGAUCUAGGCGUCCCUCUCUCUGAGAUGGGUGCUCCCAAUGAUCCCAGAAUCAUGUCGCUUGAGGAGCUCGAGAACUACGCUCGUCAAUUCGAUACUGGUGAAGACAUCAAUGUCUACGACUUCUCUAAAAUUGACUUUGAUGGUCCAUUCUUCCUCAGUCUCCCACCUAGUGAUCGUUACAACAUCCUCAAUGCAGCCAGAUUAAGAAGUAGACUCAGAAUGGGCUACUCCAAAGAUCAGCUGGAUACAAUGUUUCCCGACCGUAUGGCNUUUUCCAAGUUUCAGAUUGAACGAGUAACGGAGCGCAAUGACUUGACGCAACGUCUGAUGAAUCUGAACGGCAUGAAUGAUGACCUUAUGUAUGGUCUUGAUGCUCCUGGAAGAGUCGCUGGUGAGAGAGGCAGAGAGUACGUCUUGGUCAAGAACGAUGGUGUCGAGGGUGGCUGGGCCUUGGGAGUCGUUACAGGCAAGAACGAUGGUGUCGAGAACAAACCCAUCGACGUUGAUGCAGCCGAUCAGGAAGCCAACGAAGAGCAAGACGAGGAUGAAGACGAUUUUGAGGAUGUUCCGAUUGAAGGUCUAAAUCGUUUACCUAAGGCAACGACAGCUCAACAACAGAAAACAUUAGGCACUGAGAUGGCCAAGCGAAGGCAAGCUUUCUACAGAUCCAAACGAAGCGCUCCUCGCAAGCGAGCCAAAGCGCCCCAACAACGUAGACCAUCAGAAGCCGAGGGCUUAUUUGUGGAUGAUGACCAAGACACUACUAUGGAAGUCGACAACGAAGAUGGCGAUGCUUCUGAUGAUGAAGAGCUCCAGCGAGCUAUUGCCUUGUCUAUGCAAACUGAGGAUGUCGAACCAGAAGAAGAAGAAGAGGCGCAAGAAGACAAGGAGAAAGAGGAUUGGUUCGACAAGUUCCAGCAGACUCGUGCUGAUGAGGGUCGUCCUAUCCCGCGCGGUGGUGGUUUAGCGAUUGCGCACAUCGUCAAUAGCCGAGCAGGUAAAGCUGUCCCAGUUGCAUCAACUCCCAAUGAGGGCCUCGAAGACAUGACCCUGCAGCCCGAUCUCACAAAAUCUCGCAAUGAGACGACACCCAAGCCCAACGCUUUUGGCGAGGAAAGCGACGAUAGUGAGGAUGACAUGGAUUUCCAAGCCGCUCUUGCUGAAUCGCGCAAAUCAAAAUACCAAUCUAAACAGCCGCUGAAGACUCGACCUGAACCACCUGCACAUUCAGCACCAGCUAAACCCGACUCAGCGCCUAAAAAUGCCGCUGGUUUCUCAGGUCCCCUGCCCUUCGAAAAGCUAGAUCUGGGCUCUUCCCUUCUCGGCAAGAAGAAGAUGCANAAGACACAAGAAGAGCUGGCAGGAGGUUUCGAGAGAGACGAUACCGGUCCAGCUAAGAAGGACAAGUCAGAACCUCUACCUCCUUGGUUUGACGGAGACCUUGGUGCCAAUAUGUCUAAGCAGAAGGCCCUUGAGCGCGACGAUUGGCAAAGAACUAAAGCAUACAAUGAAGAGUUUCAAUUCGCCGAGGUUCCACCUCUAGGUCGUCGCUCGUCUCGUGAGAUCAUUGAUCUCGAUCUUGAGGAAUCACAACCUAAUGAUCCAAGUCAACAAAUAAUCGACAUUUCGGACGAGGAAGAGGAGAAGCCCAUUUCACCAAAAAUUGCAGAAACGAGUGCAGCGGAGCAGCCUGCUAUGGGUGACCUAGCAGAUCGCGUCAGAGCCGCACCUCCAACUCUAAGCAGCUUGGAAAAGGAAAAAGUUGAAACAUCGAAGACACCAGUCAUAAGUCGCAAGGAUACAGAGACAACUUCGCAAAUNGAGACUCCUGUUGUCGCAGAGCAGCUCAAGCAAAGCUCUGCUCCACCAAAGAACAACCCUUUCGCGGAAGACGAUGAGGAUGAUGAGGAGAUGGAAUGGGAGCAAGUUGAAAAUCAACAAACCAGUAUCGAAAAGGAGCCAUCUGUGACGAUUCAACCUCAAGCAAAAGAGCCGUCGCCAAAGCUCGCAAAACAACCUACGCCAGAGCCUCUAAGAGAGCCUACAAAGUCGCCAUCUCCAGACUUUGAGAAUGUAGACAUUCCGGCCCAACCUGAGGAAGCAGAACCGGCGAGCUUGGAGGAUCAACCUGCAGUAGAUGCCCCUGCUGAUAUCUCAGGAUCCGUGACUGGGACAGCGGAUCAGAACCUCCCAGCAGAGCCUGAAGCCGAUGAGUUUGGGUAUUAUUCAGACUCUGAGGAUGAUGAACUGCUUCGCCAACUCGCCACUGAGACCGAAGAACAUGCACGAUUUGCUUCAUCGCUAAAUCACAAAACGCAGCAACAGAAUGUUGAAGAGUACGAGCGCGAGUUGAAGCAGCUACGCUCUCAGCAGAAGAAAGACAGACGUGAUGCUGAUGAAGUUACACAUGUCAUGAUUCAAGAAUGUCAGCAAUUGCUGAAGCUGUUUGGUUUGCCUUACAUCACUGCACCCAUGGAAGCAGAAGCUCAAUGUGCAGAGCUUGUCACUCUCGGUCUGGUAGAUGGUAUUGUGACUGACGAUUCGGAUUGUUUCCUUUUCGGUGGCACUCGCAUCUACAAGAAUAUGUUCAACCAAGCCAAAUUCGUCGAAUGCUACUUGACGUCCGAUUUCGAGAAGGAAUUCGAUCUGACGCGGCAGAAGAUGAUUGGUAUCGCCCAACUCCUCGGCUCGGAUUACACAGAAGGCCUUCCAGGCGUAGGCCCCGUGACAGCUCUCGAGAUCCUCUCCGAGUUCCCCAACCUCAACGACUUCCGUGACUGGUACAAUGCCGUUCAGAUGAACCAGAUCCCGAAAUCGGAGGAUGCCGCAAACCCCUUCCGCAAGAAGUUCCGCCGUCAAGCAACAAAACUCUUCNNCCUUCCAACCAACUUCCCGGAUCCCAGAGUGGAGAUGGCAUACUUACAGCCAGACGUCGAUAGCGACCCCUCUGCCUUUCAAUGGGGCGUGCCUGAUCUGGGUGCCCUUCGCAGUUUCCUCAUGGCGACGAUUGGAUGGAACUCUGAGCGCACAGAUGAAGUCCUUGUUCCUGUCAUCAAAGACAUGAAUCGCAGACAAGAGGAAGGUACUCAAGCCAAUAUCACUGCAUUCUUUGAUGGUGGGAUUGGUGCUGGUGCUUAUGCGCCUAGAAAGAGGAUUGAGCAAGGUAGUAAGCGUAUGGGAAGUGCGCUCGACCGCAUGGCACGAGAGGCAAAGAAGAAAAGGAAAGGUGGUGUUAUAGAGGAUGAAGAGGAGCAUACUGAGACUGCUGAGGCAGAAAAACCAGCGCCCAAGAAGAAGGCGAAGAGGAACUCGAAGAGGUCUGCUGCCGCCACUGCUUCGGUUGAUGUCUAG
Molecule: messenger RNA, 3867 nt
Organism: Aureobasidium musti
Lineage: Eukaryota; Fungi; Ascomycota; Dothideomycetes; Dothideales; Saccotheciaceae
Source: the annotation of a GenBank genome assembly